This is a messenger RNA of Sitodiplosis mosellana (orange wheat blossom midge), 2411 nucleotides long. RefSeq names its product beta-1,4-glucuronyltransferase 1. The coding region runs from base 583 to 1989 and encodes 468 amino acids. The transcript is spliced from 4 exons. The record is from RefSeq and is a predicted model, not a curated record. Lineage: Eukaryota; Metazoa; Arthropoda; Insecta; Diptera; Cecidomyiidae. Gene Ontology annotation, molecular function: glucuronosyltransferase activity.
GCUCACAUUUGCACAAACCGAACAUUGAACACCUGAAAAUAGAACACCUCUGUGUUAGCGGGAAUUUUUGCACGUUCAGAACGAGAAAAAACUCAUUCUAAUUUUUCCACACUGCAAUCAGUUAUAUUCACGUUAUAUUGAAUUCCUUGUGUAUUUAACGUCGACUUCCUUUGCAAAUGGUUAAGUACGCUGUUUGACGUUUAAAGUACGUGAGCACUGAAAAGCUAUAAUGCUCAAAGGAUGUUUGACAUUUGGUAUUAUCCCUGUGAUUAUGUGUUGAAUUUCAUUCGUGAUUUUUUGUUAGGCAAUUAGUGUUGGUUGAAAUGAGUGAAAUUACCGUUUCGCGAAUGCUGCCCAUGUUGUGGCUGAGGUGAUUGGAAUAAAAAUCGCAGAAUCAAAUGAAUUUUAUCGAAAUACGGCCAAAAAAAAAGAAUUCCAAAAUUAUUGUAAAUGCAUAAGUAAAUAGGAUAAAAGCAUAUUCGGAUUAGAUUGACGACAAAAAAACAUUGGCAGUGUUGAUUCAAUGGUACUUCGACGACGUUUUCGUUUUAACAUGCACAUUUGGAAAAGCGUAUCGAAAUCAUGAUUUGCCAAGUAUGGAAUUUCAGCAUAAUAAGUGUGCUUGCGCUAACCAUCUCAAAUAUUUUGUUGACCAUACGAUUGUUGCACAAACCGGACUGUCCAAAUGUUGUCGACACAAAAAUUGCACCGGUUGCAAUAACCAGAUUUCCUGCGCCACUGCAUCCGGAUAUUGUAAUCAGUAGCAGCGAUUGUGGCGGUGGCGGUGAUGACAAUACAAUCGAUGAGUUUGCCGAAUUGGGGAAUCAUUCGCAUCGAUUGGUGUUUGAUCGAUUGAAUUUGCUGCGUGGCCGAUGGGAUGCGAGUCGUCAGUACAAGUAUUUUGAUUUUGCUGCCGUUGGCAAUCGAUACGAUGAUUUAACGAAAAAGUACAAAGUAUGCUUGGCAACACAAAGUUCAUUAGAGCGUUUAUAUUCAUUGGUGAGCGUUGCAUCUCACUGGACCGGACCCAUUUCGUUGGCUGUGUACGUUGCUGGAGACGAUGAAUUGUAUUUACUCCAAUUGUAUUUGUCCUAUUUACAAAAUUGCUUUGCAUCGAUACGGGAUGCGGUCACCAUCCAUUUGGCCUAUCCCAUUAAACGGGCACCGAAAACGGUGCGUAAAUUCCUGAAAAGUGAUUAUUCGAAUUUUGUUUGCGAUCAACCCGAGCUAACACUAAAAAAACUUAUGAAAUUCCGCACCACCGAAACGAUAAAAUGGCGCCUAAAAAAUGCCUAUCCACAAAAUCAUUUACGAAAUUUGGCACGCAAAGGUUGCCAAAAUGAUUAUAUUUUUUUAACCGAUAUCGAUAUUAUACCGAGCAUCAAUUUCACCGAUAAUCUAGACAAAUUUUUACGAAAAUCACAAUGCUCCAGUCAAUCGAAAUGCGCUUAUGUGGUGCCCACAUAUGAAAUCGACAAUCGUGCCAAAUUCCCACAAACCAAAGCCGAUUUGCUGCGACUGUCGAAACGUGGCCUAGCUAGACCGUUUCAUCAUAAAGUUUUUAUCUACAAUCAAUAUGCCACCAAUUUUUCGAGAUGGGAGUCGAACGUUGGCUCUCCACAGGAUGACACAACUAUAAGCCACAAUGUGACUAAUUUUGAAUUUUUGUAUGAACCAUUUUACGUAUCAACGGAUUCGGUACCACCGCACGAUGAACGCUUCUUAGGCUAUGGCUUUACACGGAACACUCAGGUAUAUGAAAUGUUUGUUGCUGGCUAUCAGUUCCAUGUGCUGACACCGAUAUUUACGUGCCAUUGGGGUCUGCAAAACAAAAAGAGUCGCCCAGCAUGGCGUGAACGACAGAACAAUUUGAAUCGCAAGCAAUUCGAGGUGUUUAAAAAAGAGAUUUAUGCACGUUAUCAUCGUGAUCCAUUGCAAAUGCUGCAGCCAAAAAAAGCCCCGGAAAUAAAACCGAAAGUAAAACCCUAAACUUGAUUGUUGAUGCAAUCAAUCUGUAAUACAACGACAAACCAUCUCAGCUAAAGCUAUGAAAAAUGUAUAGUACAGCUGUAGACAUUAUCAUAGAAUUUAUGUUACUGUUUAUUUCAUUUAUUUUUAUUGUUUCCACAGCGUGUGAACAAGCUCAAGUAGUCGAAAUGGUUCUAGUAAAUGAUAAAAAAAACAGUUAGUGCUAUAAUUCUGAAAGAAAAACAAAAACAAUGAGAAUGGCCCUAAGUCUAUUUAGCAAUAUAUUUCAGGUAACCGAUAAUAGAAAUGAUAUCAAAUGAUUUAUUCAAUUCAAUCCGAUAUAUUUGCAAAUAAAAACGUUUACGGCUCUAGACAAUUAUAGAAACGAUGGCAAUGCAAAUAGCAUAUGAUUUAACAAUAAACUUGAUGUAUAGAAAAACAAA